UUCAGUGUUCUGACCGUGUCAUGUGGAUGUCAAAACACCAAACUGACAGGCUUUGGGGUUGAAAUCUCCUCAGCGACCCUUUCUUAAAUCUCUGUCUGGGGUCUCAAGGCUCUCCGCCACCGUAAGGACUCCUCCGUAGAGCGCUACGAAAGGCCGGGCUCCGGCGAGAGCGAUGGCGGACGGGGAACGGUCGCCGCUGCUGUCCGAGCAGCACGACGGGACCAACGGCUUCUCUCCCGGGGGCAGCUCGCAUGGAUACCCGUCCAAGCCUCAGAGUUUGGUGCCGUUCCCCAGCUCGGUGGUUCCAGGUGAGGCUCCGCCCCCGUACUCGCCACAGGGCAGCCCGGACAGCAGCAGCACUCCGAUCAUCAGCUGUCGGGUCUGUCAGAGCGCCAUAUCAGUGGAGGGAAAGACGCACCAGCAUGUGGUGAAGUGCAGCAUCUGCAACGAGGCUACGCCGAUAAAGAACGCUCCUGUUGGAAAGAAGUAUGUCCGCUGUCCGUGUAACUGUCUGCUGAUUUGCAAAGUCACCUCGCAGAGGAUCGCCUGUCCGAGACCAUACUGUAAACGCAUCAUCAACCUGGGACCAGUUCACAUCGGCAGGGACAGUCCUGAACCGCAGCAUCAACCUGUCGGCAUCCGGGUCAUCUGUGGACACUGCUCCAACACAUUCCUGUGGACUGAGUUUUCAGACCGGACCUUGGCUCGAUGUCCACACUGCCGAAAAGUCUCUUCUAUUGGGCGGCGGUACCCCAGGAGGAGGAGCCUGCUGUGCCUCCUGCUGUUCGUCGUCCUCGCCGCCUCCACCGCGGGACUGAUGGUCGGGACGUGGAAGUCCGCCCAGAACUCUAAAGGGAUCUACGUUUCGUGGGUGCUGCUGAUCCUGCUCGGUCUGUUCACCAUGGCAAGAACCAUCUACUGGAAGUGUCUGAAAAUCAGCGACCCCAUAUCCAACAUCACGUAGGGAGAGAGAGAAGGAAGUAAGGAAGGAAGGUGAGAGGGCUAGUGGAUGAAGAGAAGGAGGAAAGGAGUUAGCGUUGUGGUGAGAAAGAGGAAAAAGGGAGGGAUGAAGAGGGACGACAGAAGAUGUAGAGGUGGGAGGUGAGGAGGCAGAGAAGAAAACAUGUAUUUAAGUUUGCAAAGGCCGGACAAAAGGAAGCAGAAGAAUGUUUGUUUUGGCCAGUAGUUCCCUUCUUUGUUGUCGGACUAACAUGUUGUUUCAAAGCCUGAUGGUUUCAGGCUGUUCUGUGCACAACAUUUAUUUAAACUGCUGCGUUUUUAAUUUUCCUGCCCCAAAAUGAAACGAUAACAAAAAAAGUAAUGAGAUUCAGGCAUCAGUCGAGUCUUUGUGUGGAGAGACUGAGGGAUGAACGUUUUAAUUAGCCUUUAAUUUAUAAAUUCACACCCAAUAGGAGAAAUACAGUAAUUAAUCCUAAUCAAGCAUCAAGCUGGAGCAUCAAUUUACUCAACACCUCACUCUGUGUCACGUUUCUUACCCUCUCAUCACAUUUUCUGGAUCCAUUCAGAUCCUGGAUCUUUGCUCCACCCUGACGGAGCAGCUGAAUCCCACUUCACUGCUUUCAAACUGAUGACAAACAGGAAGGAAAAUAAACGCUUCCCAUUCAAAGGAAUAUUUUUGACAUUUUGGGAAAUGCACAUAUUCGCCUAUUAGUUAGAAUAUUUAUACCACUCUCACAUCUGUAUGUUAAAUAAGCAGCUACAGUCAGUUAGCUUAGCUUAGCAUAAAGAUUGGAAGCAGCUCGCUAAUUAACUUGUUAUAUUUCUUUUGCUUAGGUGGUUAAAAAACAAGAAGUUGUGCUUGUACUGGGUGUUAAGUGAGAGAGAGCUAGGCUAGCUGUUUCCCCCUGUUUCCAGUCUUUAUGCUAAGCUAAGAUAAGCAGCUGCUGUCUGUAGCCUCUUAUUUAAUACACAAACAUGAGAGUGUUAUUGAUCGUCUCAUCUAACUCUUGGUGAGUUUGAUUGUUUCUCAGUAUUUUUUUAGCCGUUACUUUUAGCUGAUUUACUUUAAGGGAUAAAACCCGUCAGCCAAUCAGGCUUUGACGCCACACAAACUUCUCACCAACCACAAAGUCCUGAAAACAUUAGGCGGGCAUUGUUCAAUAAAUCAAGAGAUCUUCUGUGAUCAUAUGUGCUACUCUGACAAGAUAUUAUUUGAAUUAUGCUUGUUGUAAAAUGCAAAGCUAACAUGCAGAAUAUGGUGAGGGACACGCAGUUAAAGGAUGUAAACAGGGACUUUUCUAGAUCAUUAGACGGGCAUUAGUUCAGAGGGAGUGGCAUCAUUUUCUUGACAUGUUUUCAGUCCGGUAGCUUUUCAGCGCUCAGAUCAUCUCACGCAGGGAUUUACAGGCUUUUCAUUCAAUUCACUCGUGUUUUGUUUCAUUUGAAAAUGAUUCAUAUCAAAGAAACUUCGAAGGCUGAUUGAAUGAUCACUUGUCCAGAGUUGAUCUAAACUGGACUCGAAAUGAUUGAAACAUUCAUGAUUUCAGAAAUAAACGCUUCAUGUUCUGCUAAAUGUUUUUUUUUUAACUAAAGCUCAGAAGUGCAGUUUUACCUGUUUGAAUCACUGAUCUGAACCACCUGAAGCUCACACAGGAAGUGGUUUAUUUAUUUAUGAUUGAAUUCACACCGUGUUAUUUGGAUCAAACUGAAUUGAGUUGACACACUAGUAAAACCUGUUCCAGUGUCUCUGUGCUUCGGUGUAAAUAUGUUCAGUGGAUGUGGAUUACUUUGGACUGUACAGAAUUAUCAGAGCUGUUGCUUCCCUCUUGUGGCUGAUUAAUGUAAGUACCUGCUGACUGUGAAACAUGUUGCACUACAUUGUACUGAUGUACUACUACUGUAUGUUUUUGUCAAUAUCCUUCAGGUGGAUGGAUUGUUUUUGUUUUUGUAAAAUGUGAAACAAAUGAAUACUUUUAACAAGG
Chelmon rostratus (copperband butterflyfish) is the source of this 2942-nucleotide messenger RNA. RefSeq names its product type I phosphatidylinositol 4,5-bisphosphate 4-phosphatase-A-like. Lineage: Eukaryota; Metazoa; Chordata; Actinopteri; Chaetodontiformes; Chaetodontidae. Gene Ontology annotation, biological process: phosphatidylinositol dephosphorylation. Gene Ontology annotation, molecular function: phosphatidylinositol-4,5-bisphosphate 4-phosphatase activity. Bases 173 to 964 code for a protein of 263 amino acids. Gene Ontology annotation, cellular component: lysosomal membrane; phagocytic vesicle membrane; late endosome membrane. The record is from RefSeq and is a predicted model, not a curated record. The transcript is spliced from 7 exons.